AUGCCCUUCCGGCUCUCUGCCCUUGUGGCCCUCCUCGCGGCUUUACCCGCGGCCACCGUACUCGGUGGACAAAUCCCGCUCGUCAACGGUGCGUAUGGUGGGGUGCGCCCGCUGAACGCCGUCGAUGCCAUACUCGCCGACGUCACGCCCCUUGCGACCACCCCCGGCAAACUUCGGGUUGUCGAGAACAGCGGAGUCUGCGAAACCACCAAGGGUGUGUACCAGGCAUCUGGUUACGGCGACCUCACUUCGAAAGAGAGCAUUUGGUUCUGGUUCUUCGAGUCUCGCAGUAACCCCGAAACCGCGCCACUUUCCAUUUGGCUCAACGGCGGGCCGGGAAGUUCUAGCAUGAUCGGUCUCUUUCAGGAGAAUGGCCCUUGCAGGAUCAACAAUGACAGCGCCGACGUUUCGCUCAACCCUAAUUCGUGGAAUGAGGUGUCGAACAUGCUUUACAUCGACCAACCGGUCGGCGUCGGCUUCUCGCACGGGACCACAACUGUCGGCACGUCGGAAGAAGCUGCGUCGGACGUGUGGAAGUUCCUCCAGAUCUUCUUUGCCGACUCCCGGUUCUCCAAGUAUCAGAAGAACGACUUCGCGAUUUGGACCGAGUCGUACGGCGGCCACUACGGUCCCACCUUCGCGGCAUACUUCCUUUCGCAGAAUAAGGCCAUUGCGAACGGCACCGUCUCUGGUGUCCCCAUUAACCUCAAGUUCCUCGGUGUCGGUGAUGGUCUGACUGACCCACUCAACCAGUACCCUGGUUACAUCUCUUACGCUGCCUCCAACCCCUACCACGCCCUCGUCUCGUCCUCCACUAUCUCGAGCGCGAACAAGUCCUGGACGCGCUCCGGCGGCUGCCGCGACCAGAUCACGUCCUGCUACAACACCGGGUCUGAGACGACGUGCUCGAACGCGCAGAGCUUCUGCAACAACGAUAUCCUCUCUCCGCUCGCGGGCAACUACGACGUCUACUACGUCCUCACCAAGAACCCGGACCCGUACCCGCCCGACAUCACGGACUACCUCCAGUCCGCGGCGCUGAUGAAGAAGAUCGGGGCCGAGUCGACGUGGCAGGAGACGAGCGACGACGUGUACUCCAACUUCGCGGACACGGGCGACUGGAUGCACAACUCGCGGCCGUACCUCGAGACCGUGAUCGACGCCGGGGUGCGCACGAUCGUGUACGACGGCGACGCGGACUUCAUCCUCAACUUCCACGGCGUCGAGGCGAUGGUCGACGCGCUCCAGACGCAGUUCACGGACGAGUACGCGCAGCAGGAGUUCGCGAACUACACCGUCAAGGGCCAGUCGACCGGGGUCUUCAAGAACGCGGGCACGUUCUCGUACGUGCGCAUCUUUGGAGCUGGCCACGAGGUCCCUGCGUAUACUCACGGGUCGCUGAGUGUUGGAGAGGCGGCGCUCCAGAUGUUCUCGCAGAUCAUGAGCAACAGCUCGCUGAAAUCGACGUGA
Molecule: messenger RNA, 1470 nt
Organism: Epithele typhae
Lineage: Eukaryota; Fungi; Basidiomycota; Agaricomycetes; Polyporales; Epitheliaceae
Product: alpha/beta-hydrolase
Exons: 8
Coding region: 1-1470 (489 amino acids)
Biological process (GO): proteolysis
Cellular component (GO): fungal-type vacuole
Molecular function (GO): serine-type carboxypeptidase activity
Source: RefSeq, a predicted model, not a curated record